Molecule: messenger RNA, 816 nt
Organism: Calidris pugnax (ruff)
Lineage: Eukaryota; Metazoa; Chordata; Aves; Charadriiformes; Scolopacidae
Product: adrenodoxin, mitochondrial-like
Exons: 4
Coding region: 41-595 (184 amino acids)
Biological process (GO): positive regulation of oxidoreductase activity; P450-containing electron transport chain
Cellular component (GO): mitochondrion
Molecular function (GO): 2 iron, 2 sulfur cluster binding
Source: RefSeq, a predicted model, not a curated record
ACAGCCCGAGAGACACACACGGAGCAGGACCCUACGGAGCAUGAUAGCUCAAGGCAUCUCGGGGCUCAUGCGACCCUUGCUAAGUGGACUGAAUGUGAGGAAAAUCAGCUUUAUUUCUCCCUGUGGGGUGACCAAGCAGCAUCACACACCAGCUAAGCAGGGGUCAGAAAGACACUUCAGCUCCACGCACAAGCUCCAGGAUGCCCCUGGGGAAUCGAGAUCUGCGGACCAGGUGACGGUGCAUUUCAUAAAUCGGGAUGGAGAGCGACUCACGGCCACAGCCAAAGAAGGGGAGAGUUUGCUGGAAGUGGUGGUCAAUCAAAAUUUGGCCAUUGAUGGAUUUGGUGCCUGUGAAGGGGCAUUAGCCUGCUCCACCUGUCACCUUAUCUUCGAGAAGGACACCUUCCAAAAGCUGGAUGCCAUCUCAGAUGAAGAGCUGGACAUGCUGGACCUGGCCUAUGGACUCACUGAGACGUCUCGCCUUGGCUGCCAGGUGUGCCUUAAGAAGUCGAUGGAUGGUCUGACGGUGCGGGUCCCUCUGGAUGUAUCGGACAUCAGGAGGCAGGUGGAGGUUGGAAAACAAAGCAAACAGUAACUGGGAACGACUCCUGCCCAACUCACCUCCUCAUUUUAGGUGUGGGAGGGUACUUUGCUUGAGGUUCACACUAUUGCUCCUUGUGGCUGGCUCGCAGUGGACCAUAGAGGUCUGAUUCAGUGUAGAUGCCUGUUUGUCGAAUCUCUUCUUUAAACAAAGCUUAAUGCUAGGACCUUUGCUUCAUGUUUUAAGUUAAGUGCUUAAGUUCUCUGCUGAAUGGA